Penicillium argentinense is the source of this 411-nucleotide messenger RNA. RefSeq lists its product as uncharacterized. The transcript is spliced from 2 exons. The record is from RefSeq and is a predicted model, not a curated record. NCBI's taxonomy places the organism in Eukaryota, Fungi, Ascomycota, Eurotiomycetes, Eurotiales, Aspergillaceae. The coding region runs from base 1 to 411 and encodes 136 amino acids.
AUGUUCGAGCGACGCGCCGCCGAUCGAUAUAACCUCCGGAUGCACCGAGCCCGCUCGGCUGUGUUGACGACGGAGGAAAUCGUGGAAGUCCGAGCAGCCCAGCGGACCUUCGAGGGCGCAUAUGUCCGGACCUCGCUCUCGCUCUUCUCCUUCUCCCUCGCCGUAUUGAAGAUCUUCACGGCCGAAUUCUAUAGUAUCGGCGCGCUCUUCGCAAUCUACGGGACGGGCGUCCUGAUCAUAGGGCUUUUCCGUCGAUACCAGCGCAACCGCCAAUUUUUCUCAGAGAUCGGCGAAGACGGGAUCCAUCGACACAAGUUUCGGACCAGUGGGAAUGCAGUGGUGAUUCUGACUGCGCUGAGUGUUGCCGCAUACGUGUGCCUGAUCACCCUGACCCUAAGCCUCACCCAGUGA